Dryobates pubescens (Downy woodpecker) is the source of this 441-nucleotide messenger RNA. It is a transcript of the gene LITAFD, whose product is annotated as LITAF domain containing. The transcript has 4 exons. NCBI's taxonomy places the organism in Eukaryota, Metazoa, Chordata, Aves, Piciformes, Picidae. The record is from RefSeq and is a predicted model, not a curated record. Gene Ontology annotation, molecular function: zinc ion binding. The coding region runs from base 1 to 441 and encodes 146 amino acids.
AUGGCCAGUGAGAAGGGACGCGUGGAAAUCCCCAUGGUUAUGUAUGAGCCACACCAUGAAGCCUACAGGAUAGAGCCCUCUGCACCAGAGUACUGUGGCCAAGAUGGGGGUUAUGAGUACCCUUCUCCUCCACCUUACUCCUAUCGAGAAACAACCACCAUUGAGCAACCAGUUUAUUUGGUGUCCCAGCCUCCAAUCGUCGUAGCAGGAAUCUUCUCGAGCAAACCGACAUCCACAAUAUGCCCUUCCUGCCGCCAGCACAUCACCACAAAGGUCAUCUACAGACUGGGGAAACUCUCCUACCUUCUGUGCACUAGCUUGUGUAUGGUUGGGUGCUGUUUUGGAUGCUGCUUUGUACCUCUGUUCAUAAAGCUCUUCAAGGAUGCAGACCACUACUGCCCAUACUGUCAAUUUCAUAUUUACAGAUACAAAAGACUAUAG